AAACAGUUCGAGAAAGCGGGUCCGUUCCAGAAAGCAGGUUAAAAAAAACUCAAACUUAAACUUGAAGUCGGACUUCAGCGAACCAGAAGCUGCAUAUUCGGAUUUAUCGGUUAUACAACAGUGGAUUUCAAUCAAAGUAAUCAAGAUCGAUCAAACUCGGAUAGAUUAAGCCCAAGCGGGUUCAAAAUGCUUUUCGCAAGCCCAUAGAAAGUCAAUGGGUGACGUCACAGUCACUUUGUCCAUUUUUUUCCUAUAGUCCAUGGCGCGUUCACGGUGAAUUUAAAAAGCCAUCUCCAAUCAGACGCAGAAAAGACGAUUCAACAUGGAUUAUGAGAGCGAGAAACAACGCGCUGCAUUUUUCACAGCAAUUGAGCAAGAGACAAUCAUUGCUGCACACAGCGACUACGUUCAUAUAUUCCAUAAAAAAAGCAACACCACAGCGGCAGCAAAGGAACGGGAGCUGGCGUGGAAGAAAAUUGCAGACAGAGUUAAUGCGUGUAACCCUGGGGGCAGCAAAAGAACGUGGCAGCAAGUUAAAAUUAAAUACAAAAACAUAAUUCAAACAGCCAAUCGGAAGAAAGCUGAAGCCCGUAAAACGGGAGGACUCCCACCACCUCUGUACCCUCCCGCCGAAGAGCUGGCAUCGUCACAGAAUAGCGGAAGACCGAUCCUAGAUGGCAUCCCGGGGGGUAGCUCGUCUGAGCCAACUACCCCGCAGGACACAAGUGCAUUUAUAAAGGAUGAAGACGAGGAGGUUCUCGCAGGCGUAUAUACAGAAGAGCCUCCAGAGCAAAGCAUGGUGGUGGCUGAAAGUUCUCCUCCCGUUGUGGAGCCCACGACCUCCAAACAUCACAGCACAAAGCCCGUGGAGGAAUUGUACAAAGUCCAUUUGGAAAAAAAAAUAGAGAAGUCCGACCUGGAGAUCUCUCACCUGAAGUUACAGAUUAGGAAGACUGAGCUUGAGACAGCACUGUUGGAGCACCAGUUAAAGGAAAUACAGAGGAAAUAAAGUGGGGGGAAACACCAUUUUGUAUAUAUAGAUUUUAGUUUUUUAGUUUUUUUCAUUUUUUAUUUUUUAAACGGAUUCUGCUGGAGACGGAGGGUAUUGAGGCGACGUUGUGGAGCUGUCAAAGUGAUUAUUAGCACCAGAUUUUAAACCCCAUCGAACAUGCUUUUCACUUGCUCAAAAGAAAACAAGAAGCUGAAGACCCCCGCAAACGCACAGCAACUGAAACAGGCAGCGGUGAAAGCUUGGCGGAGCAUCUCGAAGGAACACAUCAUGAACACACUGAACAACUGCAGGCUGCAGUCAUGAAGGCGUACGCAACCAAAUAUUGAUCUUGCAAAUCAUUCAUUUCGUCAAAGCUUACUUUGUCCCAAUACAUAUGCUGACUUGAAAUAGGGGGACUUGACUCAUUGAGUGGCAUUGUUGUAACAUACGGGUGCAUCUCAAAACAUUUGAAUAUCGUGGAAAAGUUCAUUUGUUUCCGUAAUUUUAUUCAAAAAGUAAAACUUUCAUAUAUUCUAGAUUCAUCACACAUGAAGUUAAAUAUUUCAAGGCUUUUUUUGUUUUAAUCUUGAUGAU
Messenger RNA from Conger conger (European conger), 1585 nucleotides. RefSeq lists its product as uncharacterized. The transcript has 7 exons. Gene Ontology annotation, cellular component: nucleus. The coding region runs from base 323 to 1009 and encodes 228 amino acids. The record is from RefSeq and is a predicted model, not a curated record. Lineage: Eukaryota; Metazoa; Chordata; Actinopteri; Anguilliformes; Congridae.